Molecule: messenger RNA, 2155 nt
Organism: Acipenser ruthenus (sterlet)
Lineage: Eukaryota; Metazoa; Chordata; Actinopteri; Acipenseriformes; Acipenseridae
Product: zinc-binding protein A33-like
Exons: 6
Coding region: 92-1504 (470 amino acids)
Molecular function (GO): zinc ion binding; protein binding
Source: RefSeq, a predicted model, not a curated record
CGUGAUUCUAAUCUGCAGGGACAAAGUUCGAGGUUCUGGACUUUAAAAGGAGUCCUUACAGAGAGCAAGGCAGGAGCGGCUUUGUGCAGAAAUGGCAGCAAACACUUCUGCUCUGGAGGCAGAUCUUUCCUGUGCUGUGUGCUGUGAGAUUUUCAAGGAUCCCGUAACUCUUCAUUGUAACCACAGCUUCUGUAAAGCAUGUCUGGAUCAGUGCUGGAAAGAGAAGAGAGCUCGGGAGUGUCCCGUGUGCAGGAGGAGAAGUUCAGUGGAGGAGCUUCCUGUGGAUUUCAAGCUCAGGAAUAUUGUGGAGUCCUUCUUAAAGGAACGCAGUCAGAAUCCUCCAGCACCUACUGGAAUAUGCAGUCUGCAUGAUGAAAAACUGAAGCUGUUCUGUGUGGAUGAUAAAGAGGCUGUCUGUGUUGUGUGUCAAACUUCAAAGAAACAUGAGAAUCACAAGCUCCGUCCUGUUCAGGAGGCUGCACAGGAUUAUAAGGGAGAACUCAAGACUGCGCUGCAGCCCUUGCAGGACAAGCUGAAAACCUUUAAUAAAGUUAAAAACGAGUGUGAUAAAACAUCAGAGCACAUCAAGAAACAAGUCCAGCAAACAGAGAGGCAGAUAAAGGAGGAGUUUGAGAAACUUCACCAGUUUCUACGAGAUGAAGAAAAGGCCAGGAUAGCUGCACUGAGGAGGGAAGAGGAACAAAAGGGAAGAAUCAUGAAAGAGAAGAUUGAAAAACUUACAAGAGAAAUCUCAUCCCUUUCAGACACAAUCAGAGUGAUAAGAGAGGAGAUGAAAGCUGAAGACAUCUUCUUCCUGCAGAAGUACAAAGACACACAGAGAAGAGCCGAGUGCACACUGCAGGAUCCACAGUGUGUUUCAGGAGCGCUGAUAGAUGUAGCCGAGCACCUGGGCUCUCUGAAGUACAAAGUGUGGGAGAAGAUGCUGGGGAUUGUUCAAUACACUCCAGUGACUCUGGAUCCCAACACAGCACAACCUAGACUGAUACUGACUGAGGAUCUAACAAGUGUGAGAAAAAGCGUCGAGAGACAGCAGCUUCCUGACAACCCAGAGCGGUUUGAUCGCUAUACUGGUGUGCUGGGCUCUGAGGGGUUCACUUCAGGGAAACACUGCUGGGACGUGGAACUGGGGAGCAAUACUUUCUGGGAACUGGGUGUGACUAAAGAGUCCAGCCAGAGGAAAGGGAGAUUCACCUGGAACCCAGAAGCAGGAUACUGGAUUAUAGCCCUGAGGGAUGGGGAUCAGUACUGGGCAAGGACCUCACCACAGACACGACUCACUGUGGAGAAGAAACCCCAGAAGAUCAGAGUUCAGCUGGACUGUGACGGGGGGGGGGGGGGGGUGGCAUUCUUUGACUCCAGUGAUAUGAGAAAACCUCUCUACACUUUUAAACACAGAUUUACUGAGAGAAUGUUUCCAUGUUUCUGGCCUGGCUCUGCCCCUCUCAGAGUGUGCCCUGUGAAGACAGUUAUAAAAGUGGAGUAGCCCAAUGUGUUCAGCAUAAACAAUAGGGAUUAAUAAUAAUAAUAAUAAUAAUAAUAAUAAUAAUAAUAAUAAUAAUAAUAAUAAUAAUAAUAAUAAUAAUAAUCUAUUAAUUUUGAAAAGGAACAGAAACAUUUUAAAUAGAAAAAGAUGAUCAAAGUGACAAAUGUAACGAUGUUUAGAAAACUAUUAAAUAUAUUCUAACAGAACAUGUUCACCCUCCUCCACCCCUUGAAUCCAUGUAGAAAUACAAUUACAAAAACUAGAACAUGAACUGGUUAAAGAACACUGAAUAAAGAAUAUGCGUUCUGGAAUAAUAUUCAAUUAAACACAAUGCUCUAUUGAUGUGUUAUACCAUCUACAGCUUUGCAAGCUCUGUAAAUAAUAACUCCCUCAAUGCUGAAUGAAUGAAUGAAUAAUGAUUGCUGGGCUGGUCCGCGGCGUUGUUGAUUCGAUCAGGAUAUUGUAUCAUUUAAUUGGUAAAUGUAUCGCUGUAAUAACUUGGAAGCUGCACAUUGUGAUCGUGUGGAUGUGUGUCUUUUGUGGUCGCUGUGAAACGGUCCCGCAAAUCACUGCUCCCGGAUCACAAAGGAUCGGUUCACUGCCCUCCCUUUGAUGUAAUUAAUGAUUUUUUUUUUAAUAAUAAAAAGUAUA